CCUCUUGGAAACCCGAUAGUCACGCCACGGAUAUCUCUGUAAGGGCUUAGUAGGACACGGUACUCAAAGAAUGUCGCGCAAGCUUGGAGGUGUUCGUCGAACACACUCUCAAACUGGCUGUGCAUGGCGAUUUUUAAGGCCAAUGAUCACGCUAUCUGUCGCGACGACACGGAAGCAGAUCCAAGACGACUAGAUUAUUAUGGGAAAUACCUUUGCACUCGUUGUUUUGAUCACCGGAGUGGUGCAGCAUUUUCCAGCAUUACGUGGCGUCUACUCGAGCAUCUCCAGGAGCUCGCCUUGGGUAUGCCGAUCAUACUCAGCUUACAGUAGUUCCAGACGAUUCAUCUCGUCCACUUCAACGCCCGUGAAGCCGUACUACAUUACAACACCUAUCUUCUACGUCAACGCCGCCCCUCAUGUUGGCCAUCUGUAUACCAUGGUCCUCACGGACAUCGUCAAACGCUGGAGUGUGCUAAGAGGGAACAAUGCGAUCAUGUGCACAGGGACAGAUGAGCACGGGCUGAAGGUUUGAACUCACGUCAACUGGCAUUGCAUGCGCUGACCAUUCAAGGUGCAAAAAGCAGCUGCAAAAGCUGGUGUAGAAGCCAAGGCCUUUUGCGAUAAAGGCGCAGA
Boeremia exigua is the source of this 633-nucleotide messenger RNA. RefSeq names its product tRNA synthetases class I (M)-domain-containing protein. Gene Ontology annotation, molecular function: methionine-tRNA ligase activity; ATP binding. Lineage: Eukaryota; Fungi; Ascomycota; Dothideomycetes; Pleosporales; Didymellaceae. Bases 200 to 532 code for a protein of 110 amino acids. The record is from RefSeq and is a predicted model, not a curated record. The transcript has 3 exons. Gene Ontology annotation, biological process: methionyl-tRNA aminoacylation.